Molecule: messenger RNA, 720 nt
Organism: Strongylus vulgaris
Lineage: Eukaryota; Metazoa; Nematoda; Chromadorea; Rhabditida; Strongylidae
Source: the annotation of a GenBank genome assembly
AUGGUCCUUGGCAUCGUCUGCUUUAUGUACGAGUAUAUUAGAGAAGGACCAUUGCCCGAAAUUUUGCGUGAUAAUUCUAUCACCGUUCCUGGUCCGCCCAUCUCGGCGCGCCCAGCAGCUUUGAUGAGUUCCCAUGAUAAGCCACCUCCAGGAGACGCUCAUGGAAACAAUGGCAUUGUUGAGGACUUUGUAGAUGUAGAGGAGAUCGUCGAAGGAGCUGAUGAAAAUAAUAUGGGGAUGGGAACUGAAACUGAGUUUGAGGAAAUGCACGAAGAUUGUUUGGAUGGUGGAUGGGAUGGCGAUUUUGAUGAAGACCUUCUAGCUUCACAAGAAAAUUCCGAUCCGUUCAUUGAUGGUGUUCGUGAACUUGAAAGCGGACAUGUUUAUCUUACUGUACGACAUAAAAGAAUGGCGGGUAAUCUGGACACUAUUCUACAAUACAUCGCUAAUACCAACUUUGUAGAGAACCACGAUAUUCUAAACAGUUCGAAACCUCAGCAUCCUCCUCUUGUACGGAACGCUCGUGCUUAUGCGUUCUUUGUUGCCGGAAAUAUCGUUUACCCUCAUGAUAUUAAUAGAGAUGACUUUUCGCCAUGGUCAGGAAAUGGAACGGUAAUAACUAAUGUACAGUACCUUCUAGCUGAAAACCCGACCUGCUAUCGUACAAAAGUACGCAAGUUCCCUGUGAUUACGGAUGAAGUUACCGGGCUAUUCCGAAUU